AUGCAUUGCGGUUCCAAGAUGGCGGCGCCCAGUGAGCGUAGAGGAAACCCGGCUUCUGGCCCGGCUGCCGGCCCCGGCCCUUUCCCUUUCCCCCUGCCCGGGCCGCCCGGCGCCGGGGCGGAGCAGCAGCCCAGGAAGAAGCCGUGCCGGGCCUGCACGGAUUUCAGGAGCUGGAUCCGGGAGCAACGGAAGCAGACGGCCUCGCAGAGCGGGGAAGCAUAUGUUGAAGAGGAGAAGGAGAAGCCUCCAGAUUGUCCUCUAGACAGAGAAGAACUUGGGAGAAGCACAUGGUCUUUCCUUCACACUAUGGCAGCAUAUUACCCAGAUCACCCAAGCAAUUCCCAGCAGCAAGAUAUGACACAGUUCAUUAACUUAUUUUCCAAGUUUUUCCCUUGUGAUGAAUGUGCAGAAGAUCUGAGGGAAAGAUUACGCACAAGUCAGCCUGAUGCCAGAAGCAGGAAUAAUUUAUCCCAGUGGCUAUGCCUGCUUCAUAAUGACAUCAACAGGAAGUUGGGGAAGUCUGAAUUCGACUGCUCCCGGGUGGAUGAACGCUGGCGAGAUGGUUGGAAAGAUGGUUCCUGUGAUUAAUCUGUAGAGACUCUACAGGAAAUCAGACCAAUUCUAGUAUAAUAAGAAUCAUCCCUGAUGUGAACUCAGUACAAAGAGAUGCAGCUCAAUAGUUUGUACAUGUGGCUGACAUGACUUGUGGAAAUAAAUGUUUCUCCUGCUCUAAAAGGCAACUCAGAGAUCUCAUCCCAACAGAAUAUUGUUUUAGGGGGUAACUAAUAUAUGGUCAUGUAGCUGCUGGGACUGGGACCAUACAUGUGCCACAGGAACUGCCAGAAACUUGCAAAACUCUGUCACUGGGACAGUUCACAGUAAGGAAAAGUCUCUCAAUUUCUAUAGUUCUAGGGGCACCUCGUGACUGCUGCUCCUUUCACUUUUUACAUAGUCUUAGCCUCCUCCUCUUCUACAUUUUUGUUUAUCUGCAAACAUUGCCUUCAAGUUUUAGGCAGUGCCUUUCUUCCUCUGUGUCACUUCAGCCUGUUCUGCUGGUCUUACAACUGGCACCCCAAUACAAAUCCAUAAGUCUGCUCCAUUCUGUGCCUUCCGUGUCAUCCUUGAUCUCUUCUUCCAAAGUCUAUGAGCUGUUGUCUGUUAAUGCUAUUUAACCAUUAAUUCACCUGCCGCCCACUUACUUGCUAAAAGGCCUCAAGGCAGGGAGAUUUUAUUUAAACAUUACAAAUCAUGGAAUCCAGGUCUCUCAUUCCAGCCAUGAUAAAUAUCCUCAUUUUGUAUGUUCCUUUGUCUAAUCUUUCAAGAGGGCAUUGCAGGAAGAAAAAAAGAAAGAAGCACAAAAACCUCAAGUAGAACAAAUGGCACAAAUUAAUUAGCUGGAUAUUAAACAUUGUGAUUUGAUUGCUAAUUGUUUGGGCUCAUUGGGAGCAUGAUGUAAGAAUUCCCAUGGAACCACCUGCUUUUAACAUAUUUAUUUUUAAUCUCUGCCGUGAACUUUUGUUGUGUGUAGAAGUGGUUGCAAUGAUGUGUGAGUGUGUGUUAUCUGGUUGUAAUGAAGCCAAUUCAGAUAAGUUUUACAUAUAAGAGUGGUAAAAUACUGUCUGUGUUCUGAAAUCCUUGAUAGAUAAUCACAGACUGGACUGGUCUGUAUGCUCCUAAGGUGAAAUUCUCUCUUGGGUAGGCCCUUUGCUCUAAGUUCUAUGCAGCAUUUGAAUCCCACUUGUCUUGUGUUAGUCUUAAAUAAUACCUAGGCCCUGCAUUGUGGACUUAAAGUGGUGCAUGGUGUGAAAUUCACCCCUAUUAACUGGUCAAGUUCCAUACUGUGUAUUGGGCCGCUAGGUCCGCACUCUGUGUGUGUGUGUGUGUGUGUGUGUGUGUGAUGGUGGUGAGAGAGAAUUUCAGAUGAACGUGAAAUAAAAACCGCUUGUUUAAAAUACUUUAGUUGCUUUGCUGGACUUUGUCUAUGUAGACAGAUUUAAAUUGUUAGAAUUAUUGCAAGAUAUUAAAGAUAUAGCAUGCAGUCUUUUUUCCUUAAAUUUAUACGGAUUUCUGGGUCCCAAAUGGUCAUGUGACAUUGUGUGACAUGUGACAGUAUCUUCUGGGUCUCUAUUUUCUGCUGAUGUUUUAAAACUAUUUGGGGUUUUUUGGUGAGCAUCCUAAGUGUGUCGUCUCCUGAGCUAUUUCAACAUAAGCAGUGAUUUAUGGAAGUAGAUAGAGGGUGGCAUGGAAAUUGUAAUGGGUGGCAUCUCUGUAAGUGAACAGGGCGCUAAUACCUCCUGUUAGCAAACAUCUGAUCCCGAGACUAUGGUACCAAGGGCUCCUUGGAGAACAUAUAAACAAUCAAAGCUUUGAGAAAGUGUUCAGAUGAUUUGACCCUCUAUUACCCUUUCAAGCCAAACCUGUUAAAACAAUACCAUACUGUGUUUUUUUCCGAGUUAGUUGCAUUCAGCAGGUGGUGUAUUUUAUCUCACUGUCUGCAAUAUUGAUCCUAUGUAUAACCUUUCAUUCUAAUUAAACUGAAGCUUGAUUUCAUAUCAUUUUUAUGAUUUAACUGAAUUGGGACUUCAGGACAUGAUUCAGGUUAUUAA
Messenger RNA from Terrapene triunguis (Three-toed box turtle), 2606 nucleotides. RefSeq names its product growth factor, augmenter of liver regeneration (gene GFER). The coding region runs from base 1 to 588 and encodes 195 amino acids. Gene Ontology annotation, biological process: liver development. Gene Ontology annotation, molecular function: flavin adenine dinucleotide binding; flavin-dependent sulfhydryl oxidase activity. Gene Ontology annotation, cellular component: mitochondrion. NCBI's taxonomy places the organism in Eukaryota, Metazoa, Chordata, Testudines, Emydidae. The record is from RefSeq and is a predicted model, not a curated record. The transcript is spliced from 3 exons.